GGGCCGAGCAUCCCUGUCCUGGGCGCGCCGGCCUCCUCGGCCCCGCCCCGCCCGGCGCGUCCAAAAAUACCUAUAACUUCAUCUCAGCAGAUAGCUACGAGGAGGUGAUGUGGUACCUGAAAGAGGGGAUCCCCAGAAAAACAACAAAGGAAGGUGUAUGCUGUGCUAACAUAAAUCCUUCUAAAAUCUCACUCGUCCUGCAGCAGAAUCAAGUUGAUCUGUGAUUUUCUCAUUAUGUGUUCAGAGGCCCCAGGCAACUGUGACUGCUUUUAAUUGUGCCUAGAGAUUGAUUACCUUUUCUGCCUCCAUUGCCAUAAAGCCACAUGGAAUACAGACACACUUCUGGAUUUGGAUCAGUGUUUUUCAGUGAAGGCCACUGCUAACUUUAGGCAUUAGUGUGUCAACAAAACAAUUAAAAUCAUUUCUCGCUGUUGGAGCUAGUGUUUACUGUACUUCAAAGCUCUGUUUCCAGAAGUCUUUGUGGUGGGAUUUUGCUACCACUGUUCAGAACUGCAAGUCUCGAGUAACCUUAAAGGAUGAGGAUUUCAAAAAACAGGGCAACUGGAACACAGCAUUACAAAAGAAGAGAAACAAACAUGUAGACUGUCUUGGAGGGCACCAUUAGGGCACUGUACAACUGAGAAACAGUCCUGCUUCAGUCCUUAGCAGCCUUCUGGAGAUACACUUGCCCUUUCCUAAGUAGUGUCUGAGAGAAUUUGAAGAUUACACUCAAUGGAAGUGGCCUUAUUUCAGUUAUGCAGCAAUAUUGCAUCAGGUUAUUUCUUUGAAAAAGACAGGGCAGAUACCUCUCUUGUCUUGCUUGGAUGCACAAAUCUGUGUGCAGUGCUUUUUGCCCGUUGCCUAGACGAUCACUUGGUUUCUCUGAGGAUGUCUGGUUCUCGUAAAGAGUUUGAUGUGAAACAGAUUUUGAAAAUCAGAUGGAGGUGGUUUGGCCAUCAAGCAUCGUCUCCUAAUUCUACGGUUGACAGCCAGCAGGGAGAAUUUUGGAAUCGAGGACAGACUGGAGCAAACGUUGGGAGAAAGUUUUUAGAUCCAUGUAGCCUACAAUUGCCUUUGGCUUCAAUUGGUUACCGAAGGUCCAGCCAACUGGAUUUUCAGAAUUCACCUUCUUGGCCAAUGGCAUCCACCUCUGAAGUCCCCGCACUUGAGUUUACAGCAGAAGCUUGUGGCGGUGCACAUUGGCUGGAUAGACCAGAAGUGGAUGAUGGCACUAGUGAAGAAGAAAAUGAAUCUGAUUCCAGUUCAUGCAGGACUUCCAACAGUAGCCAGACCUUGUCAUCGUGCCAGACUAUGGAGCCAUGCUCGUCAGAUGAAUUUUUUCAAGCCCUGAACCAUGCUGAGCAAACAUUUAAAAAAAUGGAAAACUACUUGAGACAUAAACAGCUAUGUGAUGUCAUUUUAGUUGCUGGUGAUCGCAGAAUUCCAGCUCACAGGCUGGUGCUCUCCUCUGUCUCAGAUUAUUUUGCUGCUAUGUUCACUAAUGAUGUCAGAGAGGCACGACAAGAAGAAAUAAAAAUGGAAGGUGUCGAACCAAACUCAUUGUGGUCAUUGAUUCAGUAUGCAUAUACAGGCCGACUUGAAUUAAAAGAAGAUAAUAUUGAGUGCCUGUUGUCUACAGCCUGCCUUCUCCAGCUUUCUCAGGUUGUAGAAGCAUGCUGCAAGUUUUUAAUGAGACAGCUUCAUCCAUCCAACUGUCUCGGAAUCCGCUCUUUUGCUGAUGCCCAAGGUUGUACAGAUUUACAUAAGGUGGCUCACAAUUACACUAUGGAACAUUUCAUGGAAGUAAUCAGAAACCAGGAAUUUGUAUUACUUCCAGCCAGUGAAAUUGCAAAGCUCUUGGCGAGUGAUGACAUGAACAUCCCUAAUGAGGAGACGAUCCUGAACGCUCUUCUCACCUGGGUGCGUCACGAUUUGGAGCAGAGGCGGAAAGAUCUCAGUAAACUGUUGGCUUACAUUAGGCUACCUCUUCUUGCACCACAGUUCUUGGCAGACAUGGAAAAUAAUACACUUUUCCGGGAUGACAUAGAAUGUCAGAAACUUAUUAUGGAAGCAAUGAAGUAUCAUUUAUUACCAGAGAGACGACCUAUGUUACAGAGUCCUCGGACAAAACCUAGGAAAUCAACUGUUGGUACCUUAUUUGCUGUCGGAGGAAUGGAUUCAACCAAAGGAGCAACCAGCAUUGAAAAGUACGAUCUUCGUACAAAUAUGUGGACGCCUGUAGCCAACAUGAAUGGGAGGAGACUGCAGUUCGGUGUUGCAGUGUUAGAUGAUAAACUGUACGUGGUUGGAGGGAGAGACGGACUGAAGACCUUGAACACCGUGGAGUGCUACAACCCCAAAACAAAAACCUGGAGUGUGAUGCCUCCUAUGUCCACGCAUAGACAUGGCCUUGGCGUGGCUGUAUUAGAAGGCCCCAUGUACGCAGUAGGAGGCCAUGAUGGCUGGAGCUAUCUGAAUACAGUGGAGAGAUGGGACCCUCAGGCUCGCCAGUGGAAUUUUGUUGCCCCUAUGUCCACCCCCAGGAGCACAGUAGGUGUGGCAGUACUGAGUGGAAAACUUUAUGCAGUCGGUGGUCGUGAUGGAAGUUCUUGUCUCAAAUCGGUAGAAUGCUUUGAUCCUCAUACCAAUAAGUGGACUCUGUGUGCACAAAUGUCAAAAAGGAGAGGUGGAGUGGGAGUCACGACCUGGAAUGGAUUGCUGUAUGCGAUUGGAGGACAUGAUGCCCCUGCAUCCAACUUGACUUCCAGACUCUCAGAUUGUGUGGAGAGAUAUGAUCCCAAAACAGACAUGUGGACGGCCGUGGCAUCUAUGAGCAUCAGCAGAGACGCAGUGGGGGUCUGUUUACUUGGAGACAAGUUGUAUGCCGUUGGAGGGUAUGAUGGACAGACUUACCUUAACACAGUGGAGGCGUACGACCCCCAGACAAACGAAUGGACCCAGGUUGCUCCACUGUGCCUAGGAAGAGCUGGAGCUUGCGUUGUGACUGUGAAAUUAUAACUUAGUGCUUCAUUUCCUAAAUGAAGAGAUCUUCUUCCUUUAUUAACAUAGUACAAUUAUUCUACAACCAGUAGAUGCAUUUUUAGCAAAUGUGCAAUGCCACAUUCCUAGGCACAAAGUGCCUCAUCUCAAGAUGAAGAUGCUAAGAGAAAGGAGGAAGGAGUGGAGGGACCAGGAUGAAAUACUUUCAUUUCUUAGUAAAUCAAACCAUAGUGGUGGAUCAUGAACAUAUCUUCUUGAUAGAAAAUAUGAGAAGAAAUAUACUUUUCCAGAACAAUCCAGUCCUGACUGGGAACUUCAUUUAUUCAUAGUCAAGACAUUUUUCUCACAUUCUCCAGAUUUAUGACAGUGCAUGCAUAUCAUACUUCUAAAAUAUUAUUUUAUAAGUUUAUCAUAUAUGAGUUGCAAUAAUUUUUAUUUAACUACAAUCCAUAUUGUAAUGACACACUAAAGAUUAUAUUGUUCAGUUUUUUAGAAACACCUAACAUUAUAUAUGCUUUACUGUUAAAACUGGCCUAGAGAAAGACAGAAUAAGCAAAAAUACUAAGGCAUUAAAACAAAAAUGACCAAAUAAAAACUGGUAUGAAGUGGGCAUGGUGGCACAUGCCUUUAAUCCCAGCACUUAGGAAGCAGAAGUAGGAGAAUCACUAUGAGUUUGAGGCCACCCUGACACUAUGUAGUGAAUUCCAGAUCAUCCUGAGCCAGAGUGAGACCCUGCCUCAAAAAAAAAAAAAAAAAAAAAAUCUGAUUAUGAUAUUUGAGUCCUACUUAAGUAUCCAUUCCAUUACAUCUGAACUCAACCAAGAACUCUAUGUGUGAUAGAUUACAAUUGAAAUUAAAAUAGAAUGUUUUACAUUAAGUAUAAGAUAUGCAAAUUUAUGUAGAAAAAUAAAUAUAAUAUAAUCUAUAAUAUUGUUUCACCUAACUAGUAUUUAAUUAUAUGGAUUUUUUUCUAUUACAAAAGAUUGUCUGUUCUUGUCUUUUGAUACUGACAAAAUUGUUUGGAUAAUCUUAUGUUCUCCUUUCUGGGUUUAUGUUUCCUGCCUUGUUUCUUAAAUUUUUGCCAUAGUUAGUAAUCCACUGUGCUUUGUUAUCAAAAAGUUUGGGGGAAUGGGCUAAGUGAAUAUUUGAAAAAUAAGCUUAAAGUGUUUGUUACCUAAAGUUUUGUACAUUUGUAAACUCUGAUCACAUAUGUGAAUGUUAAUUCUCUCCAUGAAUUGUUUAUUGUAUGCAAAAGGGCACUGGGCAGUAACAUUUUGUUAAAUUUCCUAUAAGGUAUAAAUCAUUAACUUAAUAUAAAAUGAGUAUAAACUAAAUUCCCAUCUUUAAAAAUACAAUGUUAUAACUAAUAUAUGAUUAUUUUCUAUCAGUA
Jaculus jaculus (lesser Egyptian jerboa) is the source of this 4390-nucleotide messenger RNA. It is a transcript of the gene Klhl5, whose product is annotated as kelch like family member 5. The record is from RefSeq and is a predicted model, not a curated record. Gene Ontology annotation, molecular function: protein binding. NCBI's taxonomy places the organism in Eukaryota, Metazoa, Chordata, Mammalia, Rodentia, Dipodidae. The transcript is spliced from 17 exons. Bases 733 to 3018 code for a protein of 761 amino acids.